AUGCCUGCUCGUGGUUCUCACUGGCCAUUCCCUCAUCCUCCAAUCCCCUCCUCUGGUGGCAAAGAAUGGCCUCCCAAAGGGUGGCCACAUUGGCCAUUUCCUCAUCCUCCAAUGCCCUCCUCCGGUGGCAAAGAAUGGCCUCCCAAAGGAUGGCCACAUUGGCCAUUUCCUCAUCCUCCAAUUCCCUCCGGUGGCAAGGAAUGGCCUCCCAAGGGGUGGCCACACUGGCCAUUCCCUCAUCCUCCAAUGCCCUCCGGUGGUAAGGAAUGGCCUCCUAAGGGGUGGCCUCACUGGCCAUUCCCUCAUCCUCCAAUUCCCUCCGGUGGCAAGGACUGGCCUCCCAAGGGGUGGCCUCAUUGGCCGUUCCCUCAUCCUCCAAUGCCCUCUGGUGGCAAGAACUGGCCUCAUUGGCCAUUCCCUCAUCCUCCGAUGCCUUCCGGUGGUUUCAAGUGGCCGCCCAAGCAGUGGCCUCCGCAUUGGCCUUGGUGGCCGCAUCACGGUUCCGAGAAUGUGAACAGCGGUGAUAAAGCUGUCAAAACAACCACCGCUUCACCUCCGGCAGCAUAA
Molecule: messenger RNA, 567 nt
Organism: Sesamum indicum (sesame)
Lineage: Eukaryota; Viridiplantae; Streptophyta; Magnoliopsida; Lamiales; Pedaliaceae
Source: RefSeq, a predicted model, not a curated record